CGGACGGAAUUGAGGCAGCCAAGCUGAUGCUUCAAUCGAUGCUGCUAGCUAGCGUAGCGGGUAACAAGCUAGCUAGUAGGGAGCUAGCUAGGGGUUAGCUGUAGCUGCACCGCUGCGCUAGAUUAUUAAAUGAUAUCUUCGUUUAAUUAGUAACGUCAAAUGUCGUCAGUGAAGCUGAGAUAGUGUUAAUAAAUGUAUACAGUGUGAGAACGUGAAGGUGGAGGACUCGAGGCCGUGUUUUUGUGGUUGAGUUGACUCAGCGGGGAAAGAUGUGCGAUGGAAUGAUACAAUCAACAUCAGUUGCCUUGUGGGCCCACCGCUCAUCCACUAAACGGUUGUUCUUGUUGCUGCUGGUACUGACUGCAGUGUCCACUGGGCAAGGGUCAGGAUGUGUGAGGCCCUAUAUGGUCCAGAACAGCUGGGUAAACCUCACAGAAACCAACAGGGGCUCCUUCCCUGUGGGCACAGUACUGCAGUACAGCUGUGACCCUGGUUACCUGCCAGACGGACCCAGCAUCCUCACCUGCAGCACAGUCGGACGCUGGACCUCUGACCCUCCUCACUGUAUACGCAGUGGUGCAUGUCUACCCCUCUUCAAACCCGAACAUGGGGGCUACACCUGCCACCCAGCGCCCUGCCGGAUGUUUUCCCACGGCACUGUGAUUGAGUUCUUCUGUGACGAUGGCUUUUUUCUCAGUGGAGACUAUAACUACCUGACCUGCCAGGACGGACAGUGGGACGGACCCAUGCAGAUCAGUUGUGUGAGCCAAGGUUGUGUAAGACCCUCCACAGUGCAGCAUGGCUCAACUAAUCUGACAGACUCCAAUAGGAGUUUGUUCCCUGUGAGCACAGUACUGCGGUACAGCUGUGACCCCGGUUACCUGCCGGUCGGAUCCAUCAUCCUCACCUGCUCCAAACUGGGACACUGGUCCUCUGAACCUCCUCGCUGUAUAAGAAGUGAUGGUUGUAUAAGGCCCUCUACGGUGCAGCACGGGUCCACUAAUCUGACAGAAACCAACAGAAGCUCGUUCCCUGUGGGCACCGUACUGGAGUACAGCUGCGACCCCGGUUACCUGCCCGACGGACCCAGCUUUCUCACCUGCUCUGCACUGGGACACUGGUCCUCUGAACCUCCCCGCUGUAUACGCAGUGACGUUUGCCAGCCUCCAUUUCAGCCAGCAAAUGGGGGCUACACCUGCCACCCCGCCCCAUGCCAAAGACUUUCUCAGGGCACUGUGAUUGAGUAUUUCUGUGAGGAAGGCUAUGUCCUGAAGGGAGACUAUAAAUACCUUACCUGUCAGUAUGGAGAAUGGGACAGCCAAAUGAAGCUCAGCUGCCUCAUGGAGCAAGACCACAACCCAACUUUACCAUUGGGGAUGCCCGCCCUGUCCAUAGUGGCCUCCACAGCCAGCUCAGUGGCCCUAAUACUGCUCCUGGUGGUGCUGUUUGUUCUUCUGCAGCCAAAACUAAAAUCCCUCCAUCGACGGGAUCAGGGAGUGUCCGGACAGCCCGUGUCCAUCAUGGUGGAAGGAGUCCAGGUGACUCUGCCCUCGUACGAUGAGGCUGUGAAUACUUGUGGAGCCACGUCCCUCAGCUCCGAGUCUCGAGUCCAGAUAGUGCUGUCUGAGGGUCAGCACGCCACAGCGCCAGAGGCUGGCCCCUCUCGACCUUCUUCCCUCAAACAGCAGCAGUCAGAGAUGGCCGUGGUCCACCCUGUGCCGUCCUCCUCGUCACCUUCACCCUCAUCCUCCACCUGGGUUCUGGAGCACGCAGGUGCUGCAGCUCCAUCAUACUCUCAAAGAAGGCCGUCUGCAGGCAGCGACCAUCACAACCUGUCUCUGGACUCUGAGAUGGACUACUCUGAUGAUAUGCCAUUGUUGAAGGAGGCCUGAAAAAUGCAACAGCCUUUGUACUUACUCGAGGAAACCAGCGUUGCUCCUGACCUGCACUGGUGAGCGGGUAACUCUUGAGAGUUUGUCAACACAGCUGUCAACACAGACGAGGCUCUGAGUGAAGCUGUGGGUCACUCAGAGUAGUUCCUCGGCCCAUCCCAAAGGAGAAGAGAGAAGGGAUUCACAUGUACAUACAUGCUUACAUUUUUCAUAAGAAUUCUUUAUCUAUGUAUGUACGUCUAAUGUCUGAAGCUCCGUUUGAAAACGUGGAACAAAAACAGAAAGGAAGAAAAAUGAAGACAGUGUGUCUUACAGGCUGUUGGACUUAAUGCCUGUUGUAUUUCAGUUUAGUGGGGGAACUCAGUUUGAGAGCUAAUAAUCUCUUCAGUGUUUGUUCACUGUUUCUUUACCCACAUUUCGCACCAGAAUCGGUGAAGAUGCAUGAAAGAAGGAAAUCAAGAUUAUUGUCCAAGUCAUUUACGCUCACAGCAUUGUCUUCACAAGGUUUUUGUGAUUAGAAAGUAUUACUUAAGGUGUUAUUAUUCAUGUCCUUCCACAUGUCACUGUACAGUUUAAGGUAACUUGUCCCCCCAAGAGAUCACUCAGCUGCAUUUUUCAUUGGAUUGAGGGCAAACACUUUUUUUCCCAGGCCUGCAUUAAGCACAUUUCACUCUCGCAAAGCUUUCAGACGUAUUCUCUUCAUAUUCCAACUCUUGCCCCCAAUGGCCUUAGCUUUCCACUUCUAUGCACAGGAUUCUGUAAAAAUAAGGAAUUUGAAACAUGAAUGUCAGCUAAAUGCCUCCACAGCUUAUGGCCCGUCCACACGGCGGCGUGCGUUGAAGCUUCAAUGCUUCUGCCCAUUCACUUUGAAUGGGGUGAUGUCACACUUUGCCGAACUGCAUUGUGGGAGCGUUGCUCGCUUCAAAAGUUGAGCAAUGUUCAACUUUUGAAACUUCGGCGGAAGCGUCAGCCAAUCAAAUCAUAUGCCAGUACAAGCUCUAGCCGCUGCUUGUGUGUCCGGGGCGGGAGAUUCAGGUGAUUGGUUGUUGGUCGAGUUUCAGACACGCCUGCCGGCAAGCUUCAACGCGCGCCGCCGUGUGGACGCUGCGUUAGUGAUAUGUGUGGCUUUGUCAGACACAUCACUUCUACACCAGAAAAUAUUAUUCUCUUAAUUUAUUCAGGCUGCUUGUAAAUUCCUGUUUUGAGUGUAAACGGGAAAUUUAAGAUGUGUAUUUAUUUGUGCCCACAACGCUGUUGAUCAGCCAUGUCUUCUUUUUAAUGCUUUCACAGCUCUUGGAGAAAGUCUUAUCACUUUGCCGCUUUAGUUUUGAUUCUAAUGCAGACAUGUUCUGAGUGACACUGUUAAUGUUGUUUGGACGCGCCUACACGUGAGUAAGUGUACAGAUCAGUGUAAUGUUAGUGUUCACUUGGUUUGACUGUCCAUUACAUUUACUUUUGGACUGAGGAAUUCAUUUUUUUUUUUGUGUUUCUGUGAAGAUGGUAAUUUUAAUAUAUGUAAAAUGUAUUAAGUUAAAUUUACUCUGUAUAUACCAUACAAUUAUUUUGAUUAAAUAUUAUUUGAGAUG
Gymnodraco acuticeps is the source of this 3478-nucleotide messenger RNA. Its product is annotated as sushi domain-containing protein 4-like. The record is from RefSeq and is a predicted model, not a curated record. Bases 270 to 1892 code for a protein of 540 amino acids. The transcript has 10 exons. Lineage: Eukaryota; Metazoa; Chordata; Actinopteri; Perciformes; Bathydraconidae.